CUCCUCCCUUUUCCUCUUGCAGUGAAACAGCAGCUCCUCUCACUUCUUGUUCCCUCUCCCUCAGAUCUAAAGUUUGAAGUCGAUAGGCGACAAGCACGGUGCAAACUGUACUUUAGAUCAGAUGUCAAACUAUUUUUUGGUAUAUGGGAGUAAAACAAACAGUCACUGUUGCUGAGAGCUGAAAUGGCGCAGAAAGGCGUUGAGCUGGAUAAAGAAACUAUUUCGUGUUCCAUCUGCCUGGAUCGACUGAAGGAUCCGGUGACUAUUCCCUGUGGACACAACUACUGCAGGAACUGCAUUACAACACACUGGAACAAAGAGGAUCAGAAGGGAAUCCACAGCUGUCCUCAGUGCAGGAAAACGUUCAUACCGAGGCCUGUCCUGGAGAAAAAUACCAUGCUAGAUAGUUUAGUGGAGCAGCUGGAAAGGAUUGGACUGCAAGCUGCUCCAGCUGAUCACUGCUAUGCUGAACCUGAAGAUGUGGCCUGUGACGUCUGCGCUGCGAGGAAGCUGAAAGCCACCAAGUCCUGUUUGGUCUGUUUGGUUUCUUACUGUGAGAAACACCUCCAGCCUCAUUAUGAUGUAGCUCAGUUUAAGAAACACAAGCUGGUGGAGCCCUCCAAGAACCUCCAGCAGCUCAUCUGUUCUCGUCACGAUGAGGUGAUGAAGAUUUUCUGUCGUACUGAUCAGCAGAGUAUCUGUUAUCGCUGUUUUAUAGAUGAACAUAACGGUCAUGAAACAGUCACAGCUGCAGCAGAAAGAGCUGAGAAGCAGAAGGAGCUGGAGGUGAGCCGACAACAAAUCCAGCAGAGAAUCCAGGAUGGAGAGAAAAAUGUGAAGCUGCUUCAACAGGAGGUGGAGGCCAUCAGUGGCUCCGCUGAUAAAGCAGUGGAGGACAGUAUGAAGAUCUUCACUGAUUUGAUCCGUCUCAUCCAGAAAAGAAGCUCUGAUGUGAAGCAGCAGAUCAGAUCCCAGCAGGAAACUGAAGUGAGUCGAGUCAAAGAGCUUCAGGAGAAGCUGGAGCAGGAGAUCACUGAGCUGAAGAGGAAAGACGGUGAGCUGGAGCAGCUCUCACACACAGAGGAUCACAUCCAGUUUCUACACAACUACCCCUCACUGUCAGCACUCAGUGAGUCUACACACUCAUCCAGCAUCAAUAUUCCUCCUCUCAGAUGCUUUGAGGAUGUGACAGCAGCUGUGUCAGAGCUCAGAGAUAAACUACAGGGCGUCCUGACAAACGUCUCACGAGCUGACUUCUUAAAAUAUUCAAGAGAAAUCACACUGGAUCCAAACACAGCAAACACACAUCUGUUUUUAUCUGAGGGGAACAGAAAAGCAACAGUAAUGGAAGAAGAACAGGCUUAUUCUGGUCAUCCAGACCGGUUCACUGACUUCCGGCAGGUCCUGAGCACAGAGACUCUGACUGGACGAUGUUACUGGGAGGUGGAGUGGAGAGGAGGAGGAGGGAUCUGUGUAGCAGUUACCUACAAAAGCAUCGAAAGACCAGGGAGGUCUAAAAAAUGUUCAUUUGGGACUAAUGACAAGUCUUGGGCGUUAUAUUGUGACACAAAUGGUUACAGAUUUUGGAACAACAAAAACAACACUCCAGUCUCAGGCCCGUCUUCCUCCAGAGUAGGAGUGUAUCUGGAUCACAGCGCAGGUGUUCUGUCCUUCUACAGCGUCGCUGAAACCAUGAAUCUUCUCCACAGAGUCCAGACCACAUUCACCCAGCCACUCUAUGCUGGACUUUGGUUUUCCAACUCGGAUGGAACCAGUGCUGCGUUCAUUAAAGUGAGAUAGUCAGAAAAAGGGCUGUUCGUCGUAUAUAAUAGUUAAUCAAAUAGUCAAAUAGUUAAUUGUGAUUAAUUAAUUGUGUAGCACGGUCUGCACUGGCACAGGAAUUUUCAUCUGACCUCGGUUUUUUCUGGGGCGCUGGUGGUUUGGAAGGUGAGGUUAAACUGUUUUUAACGCCCUUGAUGUUCUUUUCCAUAUCUUCAGGCUUUAGCAUUAGUGGUAGCUUUAGCAUUGAUUUUGGUCAUGGUUUGGGGUUUAAAGUGUUAAGACUCCUUCACUGGGGUCUAAAAGCUUAUUGUCAUGAGAUCGAUUUCUGGUAGAGAGAUAAACUUGUGGGAUUUAUGUCUAAAUGACCAUUUUCAGGGUUUAACUUCAGAGCGUUAUUACUGAACGUCUGCUCCAUCCACCAGCUUGCUGGAACUCUCAUAAUACAUUUAUUUCUAAGGUGUAUGCCCAAAUACAACCAUCACAACUCCACAAAGUUUUAGCCAAAUUUCUCACGGUUUGGUUUGUUACUAACAGCAGAGAUGUAGUUAUGAUACAGGUCACUGUUACACAUUAAAAAUACCUGCUUUCAUGCUGAAAUAAUUUUAUUAGGCUCUUUAACAAAGACAUAUGGUAAAAUAUUAAUAAUUGUAUAAGUUAAUUAAUUUGACACUUUAAUAAACAAGUUUGAUCAUUUGAAUUUAUGUAACACACACACACACUGUGGAAGUCAUUUUAAUGCAUAAGGUAAUCACUCAUAUUUACUCAUAAUAAUCACACAUGUAAUCAUUGUUUUUUUAUUCAUAUAUUACAUUUAUUCAUUUAUUACCUUCAAUUACAUUUUCAUACUGUGUAAUUCCUUUUACAGAACAUUGAAGUUAUUGUUUUCUUGUUGGGUUAUUGUGCAGGCUUGUGUGAGGUCAGGCUGACUACCUGCUAGAUAGAGACGGUUGUUUAGAAAUACCGACCUGUUUGUGUCUGAAUUCUUUCUGUGAGACUGUAAGAGUGGCGCCUUCUAGUCUCCCUUCUCCUUUUAUCAGUUUAGAGACUGGCCGUCAGCUAGUUGGGUUGAAUAAAACUGUUUUCUUUGAUGCAGCAAGUUAGAGUUCUCUGCUGGCUUCUUGGAGUCAGGACGACAGCUCUCAACUUGCAAGUAAUUCUGUACUCUAUACUUCUCCUGUAAUAAACUUUUAAAUACUUUUA
Molecule: messenger RNA, 2982 nt
Organism: Melanotaenia boesemani (Boeseman's rainbowfish)
Lineage: Eukaryota; Metazoa; Chordata; Actinopteri; Atheriniformes; Melanotaeniidae
Product: tripartite motif-containing protein 16-like
Exons: 1
Coding region: 184-1800 (538 amino acids)
Molecular function (GO): protein binding; zinc ion binding
Source: RefSeq, a predicted model, not a curated record